GUGUGUAUCAUCGAGUGCAAAAGCAACGUUUCUCCUUCUCACUCCUGGGACAUCUGCCGUAAAGCACUCACUUCUUCUUCCCUUGACGGUACCAUGACAAAAAGAUCCCAAGAAGAAGCUGAUGUUCUACUUCCUAAAGAAGAAGAGCAAAUAGAUGGGGGCCUGUUACUGCCCAUCGAGUUACAACGAUUCAACCAUUUCACCCGCGCACUCGACGUUAACGACAGAAGCCUGGUUAGCAAGAGCAGCCAGCUGAGCAGCAUCUUGGAUUCCCAGAAUGAUCUGUCACUUGCCAAUGAGUAUGAAGAAGAGGAGGCCGAGCAAGGAGAGGAUGUUGGCGUGGCUGCAAAAGGACAGAGUGAUCCAGAGCUUAGCCUCUCCAAGAGGUUUGGUGGCUUCGUCAAAGGAAGGCACGGCUACAGAAGGUUGAUGUAUCCAGGAAGGUCUUACCAGAAGAGGUAUGGGGGCUUCAUUGGCAUUAGAAAGUCUGCCCGCAAGUGGAACAACCAAAAAAGGUUCAGCGAGUUCCUGAAGCAGUACCUGGGCAUGACCACCCGGGCCACUGAGUUCAACAGUGUUUCAGGAGACCUGGCCCAGCAGAAUGAAGUUUAAGGGAGCGCACCAAUCACCAGAUGUGUUUCAGUGAUCUACUUUUGUAAUGUUUGAACAUUUCAGAGUUCAUCUGGAAACCUUAAAGUCACAUAUUUAAAUAAAGUACAUAAAAAAGGCAAAGCCAUUAUUUAAGACUCCAAUUUUAGACCUAGUUUUACCGAGACAUAUGAAUAGCCUUUUCCUUUUCUCAUCCGUUGUCUCUACUGAUAAGAAGUCUCAAAACCCCUGGAUACUGAAAAGUGUAUCAUUUAAGUAUUUUAGAGGAACACAAAAGAAAAUAAAGAAUAGAAAAGCUUUUGUUUUCCAAAACCAUUUUCCAUCUAACCUUCUGUAGACAUUCAGACAGAUGGAGGAAUCAUUCCACCAUUUGUCAGUCCAUCCAUCUCCUCCCUCUAUUUUUUUUCAGUGUCUGGAUAAAUUAGUACUUAAACCAAUGGCAGGGAAAUAUACACAUUUGUGUCUGAGAAAGUGUGGAACUUUGACAUGGAAAUUUGUGGAAAUCCUGUGUUCAACCCUCCUCUCCACCAUUUACUCCCCUCUUGCACAAUAAAUGUAUUUAUUGUUUUAGUGGAUUGGCUGUUGAAGCUCUUCUUGAGAUUUGCCAAAAAAAGAAAUAUUAAAAAACCUUAAGCUUUGAUAUUUACUGAAGCUCUAAUACAGAUUAAAAUUUAUGUUUGUUUACAUUUGUUUUGUACAUUUUUAUGGAUGAAAAUUUGAACCCUUUCUUUUUCGAAUGUCGCCAUCUAGUGGACAAAUACUUAUAGCAGGUCUCUGUAAUUGCUUUUUUUUUUGUUUUUUUUGUUUUCUUACCUAUUUUUUCACCCAUGUUCUGGUGUUUUGUGAUAAGAGCUUUGUCAGAUGUGUAUCUUUAUGUGAUUUAUGCUGAAUAAAUUAAAAUGUUUGAAUCGACACUCAUAUUUUGUUAGUUGAAAUCUCCUUGAUAAUAGUUAUGAUACAGAUAAAUCAAAGUAAUUUGACUUUAACGACUCUAGACAGCACCCACCAUUCAUCACUUAUGUUGUGCAUUGCUGAGCAUAUAUUUAAUGGCCUCUUGUGUUUAAUAACUUGUGUGUAAAGAUUGUCUCUAAGCUGUACUGAUGUAAAAUGUUUCCGUUGACCUGGGGGAGUUGGUGUAAAUAGCUAAAUGAAACAUGAUAAUAAAUAUAGUUUACUAUUUCUUUUGUGGCUUUUCAUGCAGCAACUGAUUUGGUGUCUUGAAGCAUUUUGUUCCUUACAUCUAUACUGCACUUUAUAUAGCUAUCUAAGAGUGUGCUUUUGCUUUU
This is a messenger RNA of Cyprinodon variegatus (sheepshead minnow), 1895 nucleotides long. RefSeq names its product prepronociceptin-like. Lineage: Eukaryota; Metazoa; Chordata; Actinopteri; Cyprinodontiformes; Cyprinodontidae. The annotation marks the transcript as partial. Gene Ontology annotation, molecular function: opioid receptor binding. Gene Ontology annotation, biological process: chemical synaptic transmission; neuropeptide signaling pathway; sensory perception. The record is from RefSeq and is a predicted model, not a curated record. Gene Ontology annotation, cellular component: dendrite; neuronal cell body; axon terminus. The transcript has a single exon.